GCCGACGACAACGUAUCGGCGGUAACACAUUCGCGGUUCGUGGGUAUGACCCGGAGCCCCCUAAUGUUAUAAAGUAGGUUCUUCGGCAUGCCGAAGUUAAACCAUGUCCUCCUGCACGCUACAUUAGAAUAGUUUGUACAAUGAACGAACACAUUUUGAUACGAGGUGUGCAGUGCUCGAGGUCAAUUUCCUAAUUGUUACCUACGGUGAUAAUGUGCGCCGGAUGAGUGGUCUUUAAUUAAGAUUUGUUAAUUGUUUGUUACAGUGAUAUUAAUUCGUUUAAUACGGGAUGAGAAUGAAUAUUCAGUUUAAAAUUAUUGUAUGGAUAGCUAAUACAAUAAUAACCUGCCAUUCGCUUUGUUCGCACACAUACGGAGCUGAGCCAUGUACAAAAUACAUACCAGCACUUCCUGGUAAAACACCCCCAUGUGCACAACCUGGAUACACAUACUGUGAGCACCCGGAUCGUUAUCCCGGACAGUUGAUCAAUUUCCUUGUUAAGAAAUGGAAGUACGAUCACACGACAUUGUUCAGUUCGGAAUCAAAGGAAGAUUAUUCUUCAUAUUUUUAUCCACCAGUGAAUCCAGUUUAUGGACCUCCAAAUUACCGUCCGCCAACUUAUGACCACCAACAAAUGAUUCCCCAGCAGCCGAUACCACCCCAUGCUGGCGCUCAACAACAAAAUGGUUACCCGGAGCCAAUAUAUAUACCAAAACCACAAUAUCCUUUUCAAGAUGAAGGAUAUAAUUACCCACCUCCAAAUUAUUACCAACCACAAAACUUUACUGGAUAUUCAGAUCCCGGAAACACCAAAUACAGUAACCCUUACGUAGGCCAACCUAAUAGACCUUGGUACCAGCCAUAUCAACAAGUUUUGGAACAACCUCAGUAUGGACAGUACAACAAUUUAUGGAAAAGAUCCGUACAUCAAAAUAAUCGAAGGUACAAGAGAUCACAAAAAUUUAAACGAAUGCCAAGAAUCUAUUCAGGGAAAUUUGAGAAUAGUACAUCAUUGAAUAGGAGUAAACGUCAAACAGCACCAGGACAACGAACGUUGUGUCCAAUUAGGACCCAAUACAUUAUUCCCAGAGCAGCACUUAACAAUAAAGGAAACUGGAUGUACGUUGUCAAUAUGCCGGAAGUGGAUUCUAGAGUAACACAACUAGUCAAAAGUGAAAUUUGCAAUUCCCAAACCUGUGAUGGUAUCUGCAGUUUACCAGAUGGAUAUACGUCAAAAUGUGAACAAAAAUACGUACAAAAGAGGCUAGUAGCUUUAGAAAGCGAAGGAAAUCAACUCUAUACAGACGUUUUCUGGUUCCCAAGCUGUUGCCUUUGCACCCUUACCCUGAACACAAAUACUUGAAAUACCUAAUUUUAGAGUCCCCGAAUGUCAUCUUGACUUUUUCAACAAUGUUUAUACUGCCUUAAUAAUAUCAAACAAUAGGACUGACAUUUUUUAUUAUGAAUUUCGUAUAAUUUAUGGGAAUGUUGAACUCUCAUAAAAAUUGUAACUUUAAGUAACUUAAUAUUUAUUUAAAAACAGUAUAAUAAGUAAUAAAUAAUAAACCUUUAUAGUAUUUUUUUAUUGAGAAAACAUUGUUAAUCCUACUUUUUUGUAUAGUUAAUUUAUCCAAAAAAUUGAUUUUUUGAUAAUGAACAUUUUUUUUUAUAAAUUAAGCAUUUGUUAAAGGUUUCUCAUAUUUUCUUUAACCACAGGAAUAUGCCAUAUAAAAACAUUAUGAAAAUUCAAGAUACGAAUAACGCAGAUUUUGUUAUUGGAGAAGAAAUUAAAAAUUAUCUUACAGCUUCCUGAUGAGCACCAAUGAUCCGGAUAAGAAAUUAUUUUAAGCAAGUGAUAGCUUUGAUUUAUUUCAAAAUACAUUUAAGAAAUAAACUUA
Molecule: messenger RNA, 1898 nt
Organism: Psylliodes chrysocephalus
Lineage: Eukaryota; Metazoa; Arthropoda; Insecta; Coleoptera; Chrysomelidae
Source: the annotation of a GenBank genome assembly